Molecule: messenger RNA, 800 nt
Organism: Dentiscutata erythropus
Lineage: Eukaryota; Fungi; Glomeromycota; Glomeromycetes; Diversisporales; Gigasporaceae
Source: the annotation of a GenBank genome assembly
AAACAAAAAUGGAGAAGUCAUCGAAAUAGCUAGAAGUGGAAUAAUCCAAACAAAUAUUAAACUUAUAACAACAUCAAGUUUUUAUGUGUUAGAAAAGGGAUUUGCCAUAGCUUACGGAGGAGACGAUUCUCCGACUCAACUUAAUAAUUCCAUUGCAGACACCAGUAUUGGUACAACUAAUGGAGUAUACGUAGUAUUUUAUUAUUUUGAAAAAAACACACGAACAGGGCCAUUCUUGUUAUAUCAAAUUCCCACAAGAAUCUUAAAGUCGAAUAAUACUCAAAUGUUAAUUCAAACUUUAACAUUACAAGGAAUUAUAUGUAGAGUUGAUUUUAGCGGGGAUAUGAGAAAUAGCUAUAAUUAUGGGUAUAUUCUCCUACCUCUUCAAUUCGGUGGUUAUCUAAUGAUAGUAUAUGAAAAAAAUCUUCUUUAUGGUUAUAUUCUCGAUAAAAAUGGAGAUUUAUAUGGAAACUGGUCAUUACCACAACCUUUAAGUGAUCCCAUGUAUAAAAGUACUUAUGUUCUUCUUGCAAAUAAUUCAAUUGUUGCAGUGGAAAAUCAAAAUAAUUCAAUUUGGAAAGUGACAUGUGAUGAUUCAUCUAAAUUUACAAGCCAAGAUUAUAAAUUCAAUAAUCCGAUCAUAUCAUCAACAAACCCAGUAUUAGGAUCCCGAGUAAACGAAUCUACAAACCAACUUUAUUUAUCAUUCACUUAUCCUGUAAUUCUUUCCAGUUCAAACAUUUCAAUAUACCAACGUAUCAAUGGAACAGAUCAUGACCUAUUGCGCCAACAAUUUCAAG